Cuscuta europaea is the source of this 908-nucleotide messenger RNA. The record is from the annotation of a GenBank genome assembly. NCBI's taxonomy places the organism in Eukaryota, Viridiplantae, Streptophyta, Magnoliopsida, Solanales, Convolvulaceae.
CUUCUCCUAAGGUGUUACAUGUUAUUUGUUUGGAUCCUGAUUGUCUGUGGGCUGUUCGUGGAGUUCGCUUGGAUGAAAGUGGCUUGUUUCAAGUGCGUAGAUUUGAUAACGACCAUACCUGUCCCAUUGAUAUUAGACAAGCUAAUAGUCGUCAGGCGUCUUCCUCUCUUAUUGCUGAACUCAUCAAGCAUGAAUAUGAUGACAUGUCUAAAAGAGCUUACACACCUCAGUCAAUCAUUACAGAUAUGCGAAGAUUGCAUGGAAUUGUGAUGUCAUAUAAAAAGGCUUGGUUUGCAAGGGAAAUUGCAUUGCAAUUGUCUCGGGGAUCUGAAAAGGAGUCGUACAGUACGUAGACUUCCAUCUUUGUGCUACAUGCUUGAUAAAGCAAAUCCAGGUUUGGUUGUUUCAUGUUCUUGUAAUGAAAAUGGAGAAUUUCAGAAUUUUUUAUGUCUCUUGGUCCAUGGCGAGUUGGAUGGGAGAAGUGCAUUCCAGUUAUUAUUGUUGAUGGUUCGUUUUUGAAAUCGUAUUACAAAGGAACACUACUCACGGCAUGCACGCAAGAUGCUAACAAGCAGAUUUUUCCACUUGCAUUUGGUAUUUGCAGUGUUGAAAAUACCGUUAAUUGGACAUGGUUUUUCAACAUGUUGAAGAAUUGUCUCAAGCUUAGAGAUAAUUUGUAUGUGGUGUCUGAUCGUCAUGAAGGAAUCAUAAAUGCGGUUCGUUCUGUUUUUCCAUAUGUUGAACAUGGAUAUGGUGUUUAUUACAUAUUGGGCAAUAUAAAAUAAAAAUUUCGAGGUUCUGGAAAGGUGUUGUCAUGGAAAUUCUUACAAGCAGCGAGAGCGGGUUCAGUUUAUGAAUGUGAAGAGUACCUUUCCAGGCUUGAUUAUGAUGACCCCGGUAUACGUAAA